AUGGCGGAGAAAGCUUUGGACAAAGAAGCCUUCUUCAAGGGGUUGGACCAGUUGGACCAUCUGACGGACGACUCGGAAGAUGAAGCUGAUAUCGAACUUGCUCAUCUCAUAACAUCCUGUCGAAAGAGAGACAAAAAGACAACGUCUCUUGUCGCACCCCGCCGGUCUUCUCCACCACGGCAACUCCUACGUACCACUUCAGCUCCUGAGUCUUCCAGCAACGGCGUCAUGAAAAGCCGAGGCAAAAUUCAGACGAAGAGGAUAAUCCCCCCUAGACCUAUUCCUGAAGAGCAACAAAUCUUCAAGGGCCUUGUUUUCUUCUUCUUCCCAAACAAUGAUGUCUCUCCCCUUCGGCGCCUUCGAAUCCAACGAGCGCAGGAAUACGGCGCUCUUUGGGCAAAGACUUGGGGAGACCAUAUCACUCAUGUGAUUGUUGAUAAAGGCUUGUUGUUCCAAGAUGUACUCAAACAUCUCAAGCUGCAGAAUUUUCCGCCCCACGUCGCUCUUAUUGAUGAAAGCUACCCUUCCGAAUGUAUCAAGUUCAAAUCAGUUCUAAGCACAACGCUGGUGCGAUUCCGCGUCAGCGGAGCCCUUGCUUCUGAUGUUGAAGAGGCUCCCGCAAAUGUGAUACCUUCGGUUGAUUCUUUGCCGUUGAAGCCGAGCGGGAAACAACAAAAAAUCACCCCUACGCCUUCCCAAGACUUGAAUCAAUGUGUUCAGAGCCAUGCAUCUCGACAGCCUGUCAUUGAGCGUUUGGGUGAAACACGCCAACACGAACCUCAGCCGGAAUCCAUAAGUCGCUCGCGAGAUGCGUUGGAUGAUAUGAUUGACGCGGCUAAAGCUGCGAAAGAUCUGCCUCUGAAUCCCCUGGAGUCUAGUUAUGGGGAAGCUUCUCUGGAGGCCUCCGAUACUGAAGCCUCUGAGGCAUCGGACACAGAAUCAGUGAAGCGAAAAGGAGCAGCAUCAUCGAAGGAAGACAGAGCGGUAGAAGCCUGGCAGCAAAAGUUUACAUGUAUGCAGAAACAUGACUUGAACUCCAAAUCCGACAAUCCGAACACUAGGACCAUUGGGGUCCUUCAGCAGAUGCUCGACUACUAUACCAGGACUUCUGAUCAUUGGCGUGUUCUCGCCUAUCGAAAGGCCAUCGCGGCUCUCCGGCGACAACCAAAGAAGAUUGCUACCCGAGCGCAGGCCCGUGCAGUUCCCGGUAUAGGGCCGCGCUUAGCAGACAAAGUUGAGGAAAUCGUGUUCACUAACCGCUUACGUCGUUUGGAGAAUGCAAACGAUACCGCUGAAGAUCUUGCACUUCAGGAGUUUUUGGGUGUAUACGGUGCCGGAAUCUCGCAGGCGUCUCGGUGGGUUGCUCAAGGCUACAGAUCGCUGGAAGACCUGAAGACCAAAGCGACAUUGACCAAAUCGCAGCGGGUUGGCGUGGACCACUACUACGAUUUCUCGCAACGAAUCCCGCGAAAAGAAGUCGAAGCACACGGAAGCAUCGUCCAAAAGGCGGUGCACAAGACGAAUCCUGGGAUGCAGGUCAUUAUCAGUGGAUCCUAUCGACGAGGGGCGUCCGAUUCGGGCGACAUCGAUUUACUCAUCACAAAGCCCGACGCUACCAUUGAGCAAAUCCGGACGAUGAUGAUUGAGGUCGUGAUUCCUCAGCUUUUCCAGGAGGGUUUCCUCCAGGUCAGUCUUGCCAGCACUUCCCGAAGCGAUGGGUCCAAAUGGCAUGGGGCAUCCAUGCUGCCUGGCAGCAAGAUUUGGCGCCGUAUCGAUCUUCUGUUCGUGCCUGGGUCAGAGAUCGGGGCUGCGCUGAUUUAUUUCACGGGAAAUGAUAUUUUCAAUCGUAGCAUGAGACUACUGGCGAGCAAGAAGGGGAUGCGGUUGAAUCAGCGCGGACUGUAUGCGGAUGUGCUGCGUGGAGAGCAACGGAAGAAGCUGAAUGAGGGACGCCUGCUGGAAGGACGCAAUGAGCGGCGAAUCUUUGACAUUCUCGGGGUUCCCUGGCGUCCUCCGGAGCAUCGCAUAUGCUGA
Molecule: messenger RNA, 2034 nt
Organism: Aspergillus clavatus NRRL 1
Lineage: Eukaryota; Fungi; Ascomycota; Eurotiomycetes; Eurotiales; Aspergillaceae
Product: DNA-directed DNA polymerase IV
Exons: 5
Coding region: 1-2034 (677 amino acids)
Biological process (GO): double-strand break repair via nonhomologous end joining
Cellular component (GO): nucleus
Molecular function (GO): DNA-directed DNA polymerase activity; DNA binding
Source: RefSeq, a predicted model, not a curated record